GCAGGCGCAGUGCGUCCUUCACGGGCCGGCUUGCUGCUGGGCGCUCCUCCUCGUUUCUCUGGGUGUUAGCUAACCUGUGAAACAAGGAAGAUGGUGCUGGAUCUGGAUUUGUUUCGGGUGGAUAAGGGAGGGGAUCCAGCCCUCAUUCGAGAGACGCAAGAGAAGCGUUUCAAGGACCCCGGGCUCGUGGACCAGCUGGUGAAGGCGGACAGCGAGUGGCGACGAUGUAGAUUUCGGGCAGACAACUUGAACAAACUGAAGAACUUAUGCAGCAAGACGAUUGGUGAGAAGAUGAAGAAAAAAGAGCCAGUGGGAGAUGAUGAGUCUGUUCCGGAGAAUGUGUUGAACUUUGAUGACCUCACUGCAGACAAAUUAGCUACCCUGAAAGUCUCCCAAAUCAAAAAAGUCCGACUUCUGGUCGAUGAAGCCAUCGUAAAGUGUGAUGGUGAGCGGAUCAAGCUGGAGGCCGAGCGGUUUGAGAGCCUCCGAGAGAUCGGGAACCUUCUGCACCCCUCUGUGCCCAUCAGUAAUGAUGAGGACAACGAUAACAAAGUCGAGAGGAUUUGGGGUGAUUGUGCAGUCAGGAAGAAGUACUCUCACGUGGACCUGGUGGUGAUGGUGGAUGGCUUUGAAGGCGAAAAGGGAGCUGUGGUGGCUGGGAGUCGAGGGUAUUUCCUGAAGGGGCCCCUGGUGUUCCUAGAACAAGCACUCAUCCAGUUUGCACUCCGCACUUUGGGAAGUCGAGGCUACACACCUAUUUACACCCCAUUUUUCAUGAGGAAAGAAGUCAUGCAAGAGGUGGCUCAGCUCAGCCAAUUUGAUGAAGAACUGUAUAAGGUGAUUGGCAAAGGCAGUGAGAAGUCUGAUGACAACUCCUAUGAUGAGAAAUACCUGAUUGCCACCUCAGAGCAGCCUAUUGCUGCCCUGCACCGGGACGAGUGGCUGCGGCCGGAGGACCUGCCCAUCAAGUAUGCUGGCCUGUCCACCUGUUUUCGCCAGGAGGUGGGCUCCCACGGCCGUGAUACCCGAGGCAUCUUUCGAGUGCAUCAGUUUGAGAAGAUUGAGCAGUUUGUGUACUCGUCACCUCAUGACAACAAGUCCUGGGAGAUGUUUGAAGAGAUGAUUGCUACUGCAGAAGACUUCUACCAGUCUUUGGGAAUCCCUUACCACAUUGUGAAUAUUGUCUCAGGCUCUUUGAAUCACGCUGCCAGUAAGAAGCUGGACCUGGAGGCCUGGUUUCCAGGCUCAGGCGCCUUCCGUGAGUUGGUCUCCUGUUCUAAUUGCACUGAUUAUCAGGCUCGCCGCCUCCGAAUCCGAUACGGACAGACCAAGAAGAUGAUGGACAAGAGAAAGAAUAAUCUCCGUUUACCUACACAGAUCAAGUUGGAGGCAGUGUCUUCCCUCUUUUCGCCCAAGAAGGUGGAGUUUGUCCACAUGCUCAAUGCGACCAUGUGCGCCACCACUCGGACCAUCUGCGCCAUCCUGGAGAACUACCAGACAGAAAAGGGCAUUAUUGUGCCAGAGAAGUUGAAGGAGUUCAUGCCACCAGGACUCCAAGAACUGAUCCCCUUUGUGAAGCCCGCACCCAUUGACCAGGAGCCAUCCAAGAAGCAGAAGAAGCAGCAUGAGGGGAGCAAGAGGAAGGUGGUAGCGGGAGAGGUCGCCUUGGAAAGCAAGCUGCAGAGCAUGGAGGUCACUGACGCCUGAACAUUCCUCGCUGCAGAUCCGCCAGGCUUCCUGUGUGUCGGCCAGGACCUUGGGACCUACCCGGAGCAGGGAGUCCCAGCGUUGCUCCUUGCCAUGCCUGUGUGACUGCCCAGCCGGAGGGAACCCAUCUGCCCUGUGCCGUGCAGGUGUCUUCCUCUUGUUGGGCUGAGGGUCUUCUCAUUAAUGACUGGCGAAACCAUGCAAUAAAGCAUCUCUGGGGAGGGCGUGAGACUUCUUCGGCCUCCUCCCCAGGCUUGAACCCCUUCCCACUGGGACUGAA
Jaculus jaculus (lesser Egyptian jerboa) is the source of this 1987-nucleotide messenger RNA. RefSeq names its product seryl-tRNA synthetase 1 (gene Sars1). Lineage: Eukaryota; Metazoa; Chordata; Mammalia; Rodentia; Dipodidae. Bases 91 to 1707 code for a protein of 538 amino acids. Gene Ontology annotation, cellular component: cytosol. Gene Ontology annotation, biological process: seryl-tRNA aminoacylation. Gene Ontology annotation, molecular function: ATP binding; serine-tRNA ligase activity; tRNA binding. The transcript is spliced from 12 exons. The record is from RefSeq and is a predicted model, not a curated record.